Rotaria sordida is the source of this 255-nucleotide messenger RNA. The record is from the annotation of a GenBank genome assembly. Lineage: Eukaryota; Metazoa; Rotifera; Eurotatoria; Philodinida; Philodinidae.
AUGCUGUCGGAAGAAGAAUAUCAAGAUACAAAACGUCAAUUAAAUAAUAUAACAGCAACUGCAAAAUUACGACAAAAAAUUAGAAGAAUAUUGCUGAAAAAAUUAAAAGAACACGAAUAUGCUACAAAAUUUAAUCCAUUCGAACCAUUACCCCACAUACAAUUUUUUAUUAACCGAACAACAACCGAACCCAUACUUCAGCAAAUUAUUAAAGCUGUAACAACAUCUACUGAAUUUACAAUUGAUAUCGAAUGA